AUGACUGAGAUGGUCAGUUCUGCAGUUAUCCAGGAGUCAUUUAGCCAAAUACUAUCGGUCCUAGUUAAAAAAUAUGAUGACAAAGAGGAAAUAAAUGGAAUCAGAAACAUAGAGAGGCUAGAGAUGGCACACAUCAGGCUGAAAGCUGCUCUUGAGACUUCUAAUAAAUGGCAGAUCACUGAUACAUCCAUGUUGCGUUGGCAAAAGAAGCUGAAGCGUGCAGCACAAGAGUGUGAUGAGAAACUGCACAAAUGUAAGCAGAGAAUCCUUGAAGAAGAACGCAUGGAACAGGAGGUAUGGAAUUCCUCCAUUCCUAAACGGAUUGGACAUGCUACCAAGUCAUUUGUUUUCUCCAUCUUUAACCGCAACAACGACGAUGAGUUGGACCCAUCUGUUGUUAAACGAUUUGAGUGGUAUGCAGAUGGUGCUAGUGAAUUCCUGAGAUUCAUUGAGCUUGGUGGCACACCACUUUGUCACAUCAUACCCUUUGGCUCCCUUAUCAAGAAUCUUUUUGCAGGCAAGGAACUUCACCAUAAAAUUGUUCGAGGAAGCCAACAGCCUUUGUGUCAACUAUGGUUGAUCCCCUUUAGUACUGCAGAGCAAGGAACAGAGGUUGCCCUAUUUUUUAUCAGGAAAGAUGGUACAAUAGAGGUUUACAGCAAGCGAAAGACCUCACUAUCUGAAGGCCCAAUGUCUCUGCAAAAUUCUCCAUAUCUGAAAGCUGGAAUUGCUUUUGCACCCCAUGUCUCUUCUGAAGACAUGCUACCACUGAAUAAAAGUUCUAAAACAGUAGAGAUAGUUGGUGGUCAGCAACAUGUCUUGCAUACGGACAUCUCCUUGGAGCAACUGGAAGAGAUUAUGCUAGCAAAGGCCAUAGAUUACUUCUGCCACACUGGCGAAGCGUCCGUAUACUGA
Molecule: messenger RNA, 915 nt
Organism: Miscanthus lutarioriparius
Lineage: Eukaryota; Viridiplantae; Streptophyta; Magnoliopsida; Poales; Poaceae
Source: the annotation of a GenBank genome assembly